GAGGAAGAGUAUCUUUAAAAACUCUAUGUCAUAGAGUGUGUAAUAAUCUGAUUCUGUUCACAUUUUUAAGGUGCAAAUUUAUGUUGAGCUCAUUAAUUGUUCCUUUUUUUGAUUAUUUUUGUACUUAGUCUUAUCCAAUAGAUUGAUUAGGUUCAAAUUAUGUGUAAUCAACGAUCAGAGGUCGCAAACCAGCAACAGCCUGGUAAUGUGGCCACUGAUGGUCCAGCUGAAGGUGAUCAGAGGCAACAAGGUACCUCUUUUUGGAGCAUUGCUCGUGAUAUUGUUGUGAGAUGUGUCAUUAUGUAUUUUGUCGUAAACUUUUUCACAAAGAUGAACCAACCUAAAACUGCACCAUCCAGUCCAGGAGUAACCAUUGAACCAUCGACGAAUUUGUUUCACAAUGGAACCAUAAUGGACCUUUACGUAUAUAUUAAUGAGAAUCCAUCAAAAGUGGAUUUUAAUAGUCCGAAUGAGUUAAAAUGGACCCAAAAAGAACUAAUUUUUGGUGAUUGGAACAUUGGUCCUAAUCAAGAGGGUUUCGUCGAGUUUGAUACAACUAUUCCUAUUUCUAAGAGAGUUCAGAAUAACGGGUCCAUCUAUAUUCAUGUUUAUGUCACUAAAAGUGGACAUCAUCCAGACCCUAAAAAUCCCACUUAUUCUGAAUUUUUUACUGUUCAUCAGCGACAGCAAUUAAAUAAGUAUAAAAAGCGUCGAUACUCAAGUACGCACAACCUUUUAACUGGCCAAACAUCAGCUUCCAAAGAGUCCAUUGAAAAGGUUGCACAAAACAUUAAAGAGGAAAUAAUUUCUCAUUGGCAUCCUAAUCUAACAAUUAAUAUAAUUUAUGAUCAAACUCCUUGGGUACAAGGUCGUGUUCCCUCACCUUUCGAUCAAUAUAUCAGAUUCGAUAUAACUACUGGCAAAUAUUUCCCGGUUAUUUAUCUUAACGAUUAUUGGAAUCUUCAAAGAGAUUACCAGCCCAUCAAUUCUACUUUAGAGUCAAUUCCUCUUCAUCUCACUUUCCAACCUUUAUCAAUGUUCAGAUGGCAACUCUAUAUUACUCAAAAUAUGAGAUCUCAAUGGAACAGCAUUCUUGGCGCUGAUAUGAUGGAAGAAUCUGACAGUAGUCAAGAUAGUGUCAAAGAAGCUCUUCUUGAGACUUCACCUAUCCUUUUAGCUUUAACCAUAAUUGUUUCCAUAACUCACAGUAUUUUUGAAUUUUUAGCUUUCAAAAAUGAUAUUCAAUUUUGGCGUAACCGUGAAUCUUUGGAAGGUCUUUCUGUUAGAUCUGUAUUUUUCAAUGUUUUCCAAUCCGUUGUUGUAUUUCUUUACGUAUUGGACAACGAUACAAAUACCGUUGUUCGAAUCUCUAUUGGAAUAGGCUUACUCAUUGAAAUAUGGAAAAUUCCAAAAGUAACAAAUAUUGAGAUAGAUUAUCAAAAUAAAAUAUUCAACAUCAUUCCAAGAAUAAAGAUAGCUGACAAAGGAUCAUAUGUCGAAUCUUCAACUCGACAAUAUGAUGUGUUGGCGUUUAAAUAUCUUUCUUGGAUUGUUUUCCCUCUAUUUGUCGGUUACUCUGUGUACUCAUUGUUGUAUGAGGAACACAAAGGAUGGUAUUCAUGGGUCUUGGGCAUGGUUUAUGGUUUCUUAUUAACAUUCGGCUUUAUAAGUAUGACUCCACAGCUUUUUAUCAACUAUAAGUUGAAAUCAGUCGCUCAUCUUCCUUGGAGAAUGUUAACCUACAAGUUUCUCAAUACAUUUAUCGAUGAUAUUUUUGCCUUCGUCAUUAAGAUGCCCACAAUGUAUCGUAUCGGUUGUUUCCGAGAUGAUAUCAUUUUCUUAAUUUAUUUGUACCAACGUUGGAUCUAUCGUGUUGAUCCUAAACGUGUUAAUGAGUUUGGUGUCUCUGGAGAAGUAUUGGACAAAUCCAAAGACGAAAAAGAUAAACCCAUGGCAGCAAUAAAAGAUAAAGACGAUCGUGCCAGCAAUGAAGAAACCAAAAAGGACCAAUGAUAAUGUGAAAAAAACUAAGCUUAAUUUAUUUCAAGUCCACCAUUUAAUCUUAAAAUCAUUUUAUCAUAAUUUCUAGGUGAUAGUCAUGAAAUCAAUUCUGCUCUGUUAAAAAGAUUGUCAUCUGCAACAAAGAUUGAUCUAAAUUGUGAAAAUCUUGAAUUAAUAAAAUAAAACAACUGAACUAGUCAGUUUGUAUCGUACAUCUUAAA
Molecule: messenger RNA, 2222 nt
Organism: Tetranychus urticae (two-spotted spider mite)
Lineage: Eukaryota; Metazoa; Arthropoda; Arachnida; Trombidiformes; Tetranychidae
Product: putative lipid scramblase CLPTM1
Cellular component (GO): membrane; endomembrane system
Source: RefSeq, a predicted model, not a curated record